Messenger RNA from Boleophthalmus pectinirostris (great blue-spotted mudskipper), 7302 nucleotides. It is a transcript of the gene snx27a, whose product is annotated as sorting nexin 27a. Lineage: Eukaryota; Metazoa; Chordata; Actinopteri; Gobiiformes; Gobiidae. The record is from RefSeq and is a predicted model, not a curated record. The coding region runs from base 102 to 1769 and encodes 555 amino acids. The transcript is spliced from 13 exons. Gene Ontology annotation, biological process: intracellular protein transport; signal transduction. Gene Ontology annotation, cellular component: early endosome. Gene Ontology annotation, molecular function: protein binding; phosphatidylinositol-3-phosphate binding.
GCGUGAGUGCGUGCGGCGGAGACACAGCGAGUGUUGUUUUGAAUUUACUAGAAGACACCGACCGACCGACCGACCGGAGGGGGGUAGGGCUCGUGGAUAAGAUGGCGGAUGAAGGCGAUGAAACUCGGCCAGCUUUUCCCUCAGCGCCCCGGAACGGCCCGGUGGUAGGCUCCGCUACGACUACGGUAACCUCUGGUCCUCGGGUGGUGAGGAUCGUCAAGUCCGAGUCCGGUUAUGGGUUCAAUGUGCGCGGCCAGGUCAGCGAAGGCGGCCAGCUCCGGAGCAUUAACGGGGAGUUGUAUGCACCUCUGCAGCAUGUGAGCGCAGUGCUGCCCGGAGGAGCGGCGGACCGAGCCGGGAUAGCGAAAGGAGACCGGAUCUUGGAGGUAAACGGUGUGAGUGUGGAGGGGGCCACACAUAAGCAGGUGGUGGACCUGAUCCGGGCGGGGGAGAAGGAGCUGGUUCUGGUGGUGCUGUCCGUGCCCCCACAAGAGGCCGAGGGGCUGGAGGGGGGCGAGGAAAUUCAGCCCAACUACGACUACAGCGACAAGCAGGCUGUGCCCAUCUCUAUCCCCACAUACAAACAUGUGGAACAGCACGCCGAGCGGUUUGUGGUCUACAACGUCUAUAUGUCCGGCAGACAGCUGUGCUCGAAGCGUUACAGAGAGUUUGCCAUUCUACACCAAAACCUCAAGAGGGAAUUCUCCAACUUCAACUUCCCCAAGCUCCCUGGAAAAUGGCCCUUCUCCCUCUCCGAACAACAGCUGGACGCACGACGCAGAGGCCUGGAAGAGUACCUGGAGAGAGUUUGCUCCGUGCGUGUAAUUGGGGAGAGUGACAUCAUGCAAGAGUUCCUGUCUGAAUCCGACGAGAAUUAUAACGGUGUGACAGAUGUAGAGCUGCGAAUAGCACUUCCAGAUAAGACCACCAUUUCAGUGCGAGUCCGGAAGAACAGCACAACAGACCAGGUGUACCAGGCAUUAGUGUUGAAGGUUGGCAUGGACAGUAUUAUGGCGAGCUACUUUGCCCUUUUCGAAGUCAUCAACCACUCGUUUGUUCGUAAGUUGGCCCCUAACGAGUUCCCUCACAAGCUGUAUGUGCAGAACUACACAUCGGCGGUGCCGGGGACCUGCCUGGCGCUGCGCAAAUGGUUGUUUAGUUUCCAGGAGGAGGAGCUUCUGCGGGACAAUCCUCUCGCUCUGCACUACUGCUUCCACCAGGCACUGGACGAUGUGAAGAAGGGAUUCAUAAAAACAGAGGACAAAUCCUACCAGCUGCAGAAACUGGCAGAGCAGCGCAAGAUGGCCACGUACUUGAGCCUUUUGCGGUCAUGUGAGGGCUACAAUGAGGUGGUGUUCCCUCACUGCUCCUGCGACUCUCGGAGAAAAGGUCACGUGAUCACAGCCAUCAGCAUCAACCACUUCAAACUGCACGCAUGCACCGAGGAUGGCACGCUCGAGAAUCAGGUGAUUGCUUUUGAGUGGAGCGAGAUGCAGCGCUGGGACACAGAUGAGGAGGGCAUGGCGUUUUGUUUUGAGUACGCACGAGGAGAGAAGAAGCCAAGAUGGGUCAAAAUAUUCACUCCAUAUUUCAACUACAUGCAUGAAUGCUUUGAGCGAGUCUUUUGUGAACUGAAGUGGAGGAAGCAGGUCGAGGAGGAGGCUUCGGACAAAGACAACAAGAACUGCAGCAACAAUGAGUAUCUUCCACCAUUGGAGACACAGCAGAAGGGAUGGCGCCACCUAGGGGGCGAGAUUGCAACGUCCUAAAACCUUCCAUCUGCCCUCAUCUUCUUCUCCAACUAGAAACUGGUCCACUAGCAUCAUCACCUCCACCCGAGAGAGAGCGCCAUCUACAGACAUGGAGACGAGACUGCGCUGGUCCCAUGCCAAGGCAAAACAAACAAAAGAGACGGAUUUGGGAAAUAAAAAAUUAUAAAUACAAACUCAAAAUUCCUGGGAUACUCGAAUGCAACACGGUCAAGCAGCAAUGAAGGGACAUGGACAGGAGCCAACCUUCAUAUCAUUCACUAGAUCUGUCUCUAGAUCUCAUAUAAGCGUCUCUUGUUUUUCUCAACUUCCCCGUAGAGAGAAUGGGGCAGUAGCAAAACGCCCCUGGGCUCAAAUGGAGGACUUCAAAGCCAAACGUAGGCGGCAGACAUCUUGGUUCGAGAUCUCUACAGCCUGUUUUUGAUCUCCUGUCCGACGAGGCUAGAAGAAUGAAGUCUUUUUAGACCGCGAUGGAACGACACUGAUGCUGCACACUGACAUAAAAUGUUUUCUACGUGGCAUCAGAUUGAAAAAAAAAAGAUAUAUUUGGGUGUUCUGAAUAGCAGGAUAGAAGACUUAACAUUCAAACUGCUAUUAUUAAUCUUAUUUUGACUCUCUGUUGUUUUGCUACGGUUUGUCACUUUCGGGCAGUUGGCGAUGUUGUCAGUAUAGUUCCCCUUUAAGUGUUUUCUUCGGCUAACUGUCCACGGCCCUCAAACUCGUUGGAAACUGAAGUGUCCCAGAUUACAGUACACGUAUAGAGGCUGACUGACGAUUGGAACUAAGCUGUGUUUCUCCAAGCAGGCAGCAGAGGGCAGCAGAGCAUAAGGAUGUUAUGGGGGGAUGGUUUGAGCCGUAAAGUCCUUAUUUAAGAGAGGAUCCCCUGGGCGCAGUAAGCCGGCCUGCUAGUAUCACUCCUAUACGUUAACUACAGCAGGGGCGUAGGGGUGUGCGACCAAGCAAAGAGAUGGUGCCACUAGCAUACAGAGUUAUGCAGGCGACUGUCUACUUCAGAAUUCAGUAUUAUGUAGUUAUCUAUGUAUGUCUAGUCAGUUUUAACACUGGUAUUCUUUCCUUUAAAGGUCCACAGCGUAACAUUCCUAGUGGAGGGUCCGCCACCUGCUUAUCUUUAUAGAAAUGUUAUUUAAUGUCUAUAGAAUGUUCCACAGAAGAUUAAACGUAUCUGGCACAAGCAGGUUACAGCAUUACGCCACAUUAUAAGUCAGAUCUGUGGAGAGUCGCCCCUAUUCACAGAAGGUAUUACUGUAUUUUUGAACAACAGAAACACCCGUAAUGAACAGAUGCUAGAUAUGUUUGUAUAAAGCAAUCACAUCAUCAAAACAAGGAGGUAGCGAACCCUCCACUAGAAAAGUUGCGCAGUGCACCUUUAAUUUGAGGAGCAUUUCAUGUUUGUUGCAUAAAGAUGAUGCUAUAGUCUAUUUAUCUUAUGUCUUUGGUGUGUAGAACGCACUGUUAUUUUUUGGAGACUGUAAUAAUCGCUGAUCAGAAUAUUAAUGCAUUCAAUUCUCACUGAUGCAAUAGGUUUGUUUAUGCCGCUAAGGGCUAUAAUUAUUACUGACUACUCCGGCUUCUUCCUGGCAACCAAAAACCAAAAAAAAACGCACAGAAAGAGCUGAAAGAAAGCAAGAAAGCACGCACGGUUCAACUUUAUGAAAAUGUCCACUUCAGUUUUGCUUCAGUAGUAGUUUUAAUGCAUGAUUUGCUUGCUGAUCUGUUUGUAUGUGCGAGGGGGAUAGACGGAUAGAUGUGCGUGUGUCCUUUUUGAGUUGGUAACCUUGUGGGCUCUGAUUGGACUGGCUGUGCGUUGCAUUGCGAGCCAGCAAAUGAAGACGGGAUUACCAAGUGUGAAGACGGCAUGCAGAUUGAGACAAAUGAGUUGGCGCCCCCUGUUGUCUGUGUCAUUCAAAUUCUCAUGCUUUUUACGGCGUACCACGGCUGUCAUAACUGGCAAUGAUGCCUUCUUUAGUCAGGUAGUUGGCUCUAAACAGAAUGUUGGAAGACGUUCAAUGCUGAGUGGAUAUUUUUUACUUUACCUCCAUGUUAUUAUGAAAGUAACAGACUUAUUUUUACAUGUAUUUUAUUCUAGCUCAGCCCACAUACUGAUCUAUGUUUGAUGGCAGAUGUUUUUUGUCAUUUUCUUGGCUCUAAAGAGGCUUUUAGCUGCUGUUGUCAAAAGUUGUGGCGUAUAGCAAGAACAGGAGCUGAAAAAUGCUUGUCUAGAGGCUGUGUGGUCAUUGUGACAGGCAAAGUAAUGUUCUCCUUCGUGAAAGAUGACAUCUCAAUUGGGCCUGUUCAAGCAUAACGCGUUUAUUCCAUUGUAAAAGAAAUGGGUGACGGAGGCGCAGUCUGGCCCAAGCUUUUCCAGCUGCAGCUAUCGGUAACGGUCUCCAGGUUCUAUCGUCGUGGCAAUAAUGGUUGUUGCCGUGGCAGCAGCAAACCCGACAACAGCAGCAUCACUGUCUUUUUUUUUUUUUUUUUUUCUACAAUGUGAUGAUGUCAAAAUCCCAGAUGGAGAGUAGGAGUCAGUAGGUGAAGCGCUAUUUUUAAGAGAAAAGUCAGAUUUUUUUGCUGCUGGUGAACAGAUGGUAGCACUGAGGAAAAAAACUGCAAGUUAUCUUUUUUUUUUUUUUUUUUUUUUUAAAUUUGCCACAAAUUAAUUAUCUUGAAAAUACAAUCAAUUUCACCCCUAAUUUUUGAACAGUUUUACCAAACGAUGAACAAUUUUCCAAAAUAUAAAACCAGAUUUGUUGGGGAUUAGGUCAUUAGACAUGUAUCACACGUUUUUGAAGGCACACUUAUUAAAUAUUGUAAUAUAUUUUAGGUUUGUUUUGUUUUAUUUGAGUACCACUUUCUGUUUCACAUCAAAAAUGUUCUACACCGUUAAAAUGCUAACUAUAAACUUCACAAUAGCUUCCAGUAACGAUUCUUGCCUCCAUGUCUUACUAUGGGCCAAUGUUAUGACUUCAAAACCAGCUCCCCUCUCACUAUGUACUUGAGGCAGUGUUUUUAAUGUUUGUCUUCUCUGUGUGGCUUGUGACGCUGAUAUGAAAAUGCUUUGUGGAAAAAAAAAAAAAUCUUGCGGUUUAACUUUUAGUUUUUGGUUUCUAAUAGGGCUGCACAGUAUUUUAAAAACAUGCAAUAAUGUUUGAGAUCUCUUGAAAACUGAUGGCCGAUAUUUUGAGACGCUACUUUGAAAAUUGAUGUAGAAAGUUGCAUCAAAGUAGAAAUAAAUUAAUAUAUUAUGAUUAAUUAAAAAUAUCGCUUUACCGCUUAAAAUGUGUUGGCAAAAAAUAUUGGUUCACUUUGUAUUUUAAUUGCAAGCUCAAAUAGGAAAAUUAUUUAAAAGUGCACCAUGUAACUUUUUGGUUGGGGGUCUGUCACCUGCUUGUUUCUAUGGAUACGUCAUUGCUCUGUCUUGAAUGUUCCACAGUAUGAUAUUAAACAGCUCUAGGUCACAUUUAUUAAAUAACAGUUUGUUUUGUAGCUCAAAAAUACCUAGAAAAACGGGCAUUCUGACUUUGAGCAGCACAGAUCUGAUCUUCCACAGAUCUGACUUGUAUCUUGGUCUUGGUCUGGAGAUAGAAAGGUUUAAUACCAUACUGUGAAACUUUCCAGCCAAAGCAACAACAUCUCCACGGAGAAAAGCAUCUGAUGGACCCUCAAUCAGAAAAGUUACACAAUGCACCUUUAAAUAUUUCUCAAAUGAAAACCUGAACAUUGCCGCAGUUUAGUUUGUUGCCAUAGGAACGUUGUAAUUGAUAAGUUAAAAUGAAUUUCUGAUUAAUUGUUGUUAUACUAUGCAGCCCUCGUCACAGUGUAUUGAGUUGUUUGAUAAAGUCAGUAAUCAGUAUUUCAGGAGUGGACACAAAAACAAAACUGAAUGUGAACGAGUCCUUAUCUUUUAAUAGUCGACCCGUGAUUGGUAUUUUAAAUCCGUUUUGUCCGUCUGACGUGUUUUUGUACCGCUGGACGUUUUUUCAUUAUGUAUCUUUGUGGACAAAAUAUUCAAAAGGUACAUGGGUGCAUCAUGGUUCUCACAAAAUAUCGAAACGUAUUUUGCGUAAGCCUCUUGAAAAAAAGUUUGUCACCAUGACAACCUCCGCUGAACCUCAUCGAAGUGUUGCUGUUGCUAUAGUAAUAUGCUCCGACUUAUGAUUUCGGUCUUGUAUAAGGACUUCACUAAUCAGCCAUGACAUUAUUUGACCAGUGACAGAUUCAAUUAAGUGCAAAGAUGAAAAUUAUGAGCAAUUAUCGGUUUAUAAAAUUAUACUUUUGGACCUCAAAGACACUUAUAGAAGGGUUGGGAAUCAAUGGGUCCCUCACGAUUCUAUACUUGAUACAUGGCUCACGAUACAAAAUUAUCACGAUGUGGCGAUAAUUGAUAUAUACAUUGUUAUUUAUUGCUAUUUUUUAACAACCAAAUCUCUUUUAGCAACAAUAUUUCUUUGUUAAAUCACUACUUGUGCAAAGUUUGAUAUGAAAUGGAUUUAUUUUAUUAAUCAGAACAGUGAAUAUGUGUAUUGCAAAAACAAGUUUUCUUAAACUAAAUAAGCAACAAAAUUGUAGUAUGGUCACAAAAAACAUUGCUAAAAUAUACACACAAAAAAAAUACUCUUGGCAAUAUAUCAACACAGCAGCCCAUGAUAACAACAGUAUAUCACCAAAUUUAGUACCACGAUAUAGCUGUAUUUCAAUAUUUUUGCGUACCUCUGUAAUUUAUUGAAACAUUUUACCCCAUGGACUGCAAACAUUUGAUUAUUAUCCAGUAAAUUCCACAGAAAUAUCAAGAAAUUAUUUUGCCCAAACCUGUGAAUUUAAGGCAUUUAAAAGACAAAAUGUAAUUGGCUGGAGAACUGGGUCAUUCUGCGGUUGUUUGGAUCUGUCAUAGUUACUCCAGUGGUUAAACAGUGGUGGUUAUAAUGUUAUGGCUGGUUGGUGUAUUGACUGUUUUCUAUGAAGUUUCUGGAGACUUUGUGUAACUUUAGAAAAUACACCGAUGGCUGACCUCUGACCUUCAGCAGACCUUUAUGACGGGUGGAUGUACGUGCAGUUUAACUUAAAGUGUUUUUAGCCUUUUUGUGUCUUUUGCGUUGACACUAUGAUUUACAACUAGACUGAUUGAUUAAAUGCAUUGUUUCUCUGUCUGCAGCAUAACCUGUAAAUAGUUUAAAAAAGUUAAGAGAGUAUCCUUUCUGACAAAAAAUGCACUCUUGUUUCUCCAAGACUUUUAUUUAUUUAAGCAGAAAUUAUGACCUUUGGGGAAAUUAUAGUGUAAAAAUGCUAGCGGCACUGUUGAUCUUUCGAUUUUAUGCAUUAGGUUUGGUUGGUCAAGCUAACUUCACAAAGUCACGUACUAAAGGUAUUGUUAACAACUGAUGCAGGCCACAAAAUGAGAGUUUUAUAUCUAAAACACAAUGAAGGUUUACUAACCAAUGUAAGAAAAAGGUUUAAAAUGUUGUGUAGAGUAAUAAAUUGUAACAAUAUUUUAAAUAAAGUUAUAUAUAUUGGGAAA